Messenger RNA from Hypanus sabinus (Atlantic stingray), 4182 nucleotides. It is a transcript of the gene xk, whose product is annotated as X-linked Kx blood group (McLeod syndrome). The coding region runs from base 122 to 634 and encodes 170 amino acids. Lineage: Eukaryota; Metazoa; Chordata; Chondrichthyes; Myliobatiformes; Dasyatidae. The transcript has 3 exons. The record is from RefSeq and is a predicted model, not a curated record. Gene Ontology annotation, cellular component: membrane.
UCACCUUCUGUCUGCAGCAGUUCAGCGGCAAACAGCACUGGAGACAAUGGAGACAUUCUGCUUCUUCCGCGGUUAAAACCAUUUCCUUGAUCCCCAUUUCUUUCGAACGAACGCUCUGAGGAUGAACCCCCCGGGCGGAAUUUUCGUGUCGGUGUUUCUCUUCGCUGCUGAGAUGGUCGCAGCCUUGUAUCUGAGCAGCACCUACAGAUCGGCCGGGGACAGAAUAUGGCAGGGGCUCACUCUUAUCUUCGCCCUGGUGCCAUCGAUCCUGGUCCAGUUCACGCUAACCUUCGUCCAUCGGGAUGUGAGUAGGGAUCGACCGCUGGUGCUCUUUCUUCACCUGCUACAACUGGGACCUUUCGUCAGAUGUCUUGAAGCUUUUUGCAUCUACCUAAAUGUCGGUAAAGUCGAAGAAUCUUACGUCAGUAUUACCAAAAAGAAACAGAUGAAGAAAAAUGGCUCUCCUGAAGAAAUCGAGAAAGAAGUGGGCCAAGCUGAAGGCAGACUGUUCACACACAGAGCUGCCUUUAACCGGACAUCAGUGAUACAGGCUUUCAUAGGCUCUGCACCUCAACUUACUCUUCAGCUGUAUGUUAGCAUAAAGCAACAGAUAGUAACUCCUGGGAGAGGAUAAUACAGGCAACAAUAACUUCAGGAAAAGCAAAUUAUUUUAGAUGCUGGAAAUCUGAAAUUAAAACAGAAGAUGCGGGAUCUACUCGGCUGAGGAAAGAGCAUCUGCAGAGAAAGAAACAGGGUUUAUUUUUCAGGUUUGUUACUUCAUCAGAACGGGAAGAAGUUGGAGAUGAGAGAAAUUGCACAAAAACAAGUCACCCAAUCUGCAACAGAAAAUGCUCAAACCAUUCAUUAGGUCUAUGGAGGGAGAAGCAGGGUCAGUUUUUGAGGUCAAAGACCUCUUGUUACUAAUCUGUCACUCAGUCAGCGUUUGGCUUCCCCAUUGGAGAUGAGACCACAUUGUGAGCAGCAAAUGCUAAACUGGAAGAAGAGUAAGUGAAUUCUGGUUUCACCAGGACAGUUCGAAGAGAGGAGGUAAAGGACAGAGUAUGCAACUCACAUAGUUACUCCGAAGUAUCUUAUGAAGAUAAUAUGUGACUCUUACUUUCCGGUCUCAGAAGCAUUAGCUAAAGCAAGAUGACCAAUUGCAUGUUUAGAUGAUUGACAUUAAAUUGAUAUAGCUGGUAACAAGGACAGAGAAUGAAGACAUGCCAUUUUUUCAUUUAACUUUCCAAGCCACCUGCUCAGACACUGAAACCGGACAAAUUUUACAGAGUAGCUCAGAGUUGGGAUCCCUGCACGGUCUCACUAUUUAGGCUACUCUCAACAACUGCAGUAGUCACAAAGCAUGUGUCCUUUCAGAAGCCUGUUGUGUCAUUAAAACCUGCAGCAUAGAGGUCUGUUUAGGCUUGAAAUUAUAACCCAGCCCAACCCAAGAAAGCUCUAAGAAUGAACUUUUUUGGAUACACAAUGGGGCCCAACCUGAAGCCAGCAUAUGCAGCUGGGUCCCGUUAGGUUUGGACAGAGUUUCAGCCUCUACUGUAGGGUAAUUUGAGCUGGACCAGGAACUCAAAAAACCAGAACUCCAUGAAAUAUCAAAGCAAAUUCUGAUGAAGGAUUUUUGACCUCAAAUGUUAACUCUGUUUCUCUUUCCACAGAUUCUCCUGACCUGUUUACUGCUUCCAGCAUUUUCUGUUUUUAUUUCAGGUUUCCAGCAUCUGUAGUUUAUUGAAUUUCAAUUACUUAUAGAUUGACAGGGCCCACACACCCAUCAGCAGCUUGCUUCAGGUAUGUAAAUCACAUCAAAUUUAUGGUAGUCUUCACCCUGGAUGCUCUAUGCUUUGUACUUUCAGCCCUGAGUCUGAAUGCUGAAGUGAAACCCAGAGAAAAAUCCAUCAUUGAAGAUGCUAAUAACUGAAUUCUACCACAAUAGGGAUGUAGUAAUAUUCCCCAAUGGAAAAAGGUGCUUGCCAGGUAGCAACACUUGCCAGGUAGGACCUGCUGGGCCAGGCAACCUAUUAUUGAUGAUGUAAGUGAACUGAGAAAUGGACACUGAGCAAAUUAUGAUUUUAUUAUAAGGAGAAGCCAGGACAGGAACAUGACACUUAAAAAUAGGCUGCAUUUUUAACAAAAUUAAUACAUUGCUUUUGAAAAGCAAGAACAAAUGGAUUGUUGCAAUGAAAAAAGUGGUAUUGUAAACAGCUUUUCAUGAGUUUUAUUUGGCCAGUUCUGGUCAUUGUGCAGUAGGAAGGAAGUAGUGGCUCUGGAGAGGAUACAGAAAAUGUUCAGUGGAAUAGUCCCAAGAAUGAUACUGUAAGUCACGUGCUCAUAGUGGAGAGGCUGGGAUUGUUCUCCUAGGUAUACAAAAAUAGUGACGUGAUUUUAUAGUGGUGUUCAAAAUCAUGAAAACUCCUAAUAAAUAGAACAAAAAUAUAAAUGUUCUCAUUGGCAGAAAUAGAGAAUUAACAAAAAAAAAGUCAUGGUGGUUUGAGGGAAGGCUUUAUCCCAUUGCAGGGAGUCAUGAAAUAGUGGGAUGAUACAUUAUAGUUGUUGAGAUGAUAUUUUGCUGUUGUUCAAGACGCUGGCGAGACCACAUUUGGAAUACUGUGUUCAGUUUUCGCUGCCAUGUUACAGGAAAGAUAUCAUUAAGCUGGCAAGAGUGCUGAGGAGAUUUACAUGUAUGAGGAUGUUGUUUGAACUUGAUGAACUGAAUUACAGAGAGAGGUUGAGCAAGUUGGGACGUUUUUCAUUGGGGUGUUUGAGAAUGAGGGUGAUCGCAUAGAGGUGCAUACAGUAAAACUAUGAGGAGCUUAGUGAAUGCACAUAGUCUUUUAUUUAGGCUUGGAGAAUCAAAACAAUAGAAGCUGUCAGUUUAAGGUGAGAAGGAAUUUAUUUAAUCGGAACCUGAGAGGCGGUGUUUCCACCCAGAGGGUGGUCUGUAUGUGGAUGAGACAGGCAUUAACAGCAUUUAAAAGAUAUUUGGACAGAUAUGUGGAGAGGAAAUGUUUAGAGGGAUUUUGGCCAAACAACAGGCAAAUAGAACAAGCUUAGAUGUGAAUCUUGAUUAGCAUGGACCAGUCAGGACCGACUGCUGCGCCACAUGACUCUGUGACUGUAUGACUCUAUGGAGCAGUCAGAACAAAGGACCUGUUACUGUGCUGACUGUAUGACUCUAUGAUCUGGAACUCACUGCCUGAACAGACGAUGGACACAGAAAAGAAUUGAUUAAUACUUAAUGGAGAAGAAGGUUAUAGGGACUGAGCUGGGGAAUGGGACUGACUGGAUUGGUCUGGCAGAGGGAUGAUGUAGCCUUGCUGGAACAAAUAGUUUCCUCUGUAGUGCUUCAAGGCUCAUACAAUUCUAUAUUCGUGAUCCUAGUAGCCUCCUUUAUUGGGAGCAGUUCUUUUGUGGGCCACUUUGAAGAAACUAAAAAAUAUAUAUUAAAGCAGAACUUUGAAUUCUUAAUGAUGAUUUUGUUCUGCUAUUUUGAAAUUUAGUUAUUAGAUUGAUCUUGGAGCAGGUUAAAAGUUCGGCACAACACUGUGGGCCAAAUUGCCUGUCCAGUGCAUACUGUUCCAUGUUCUAAUUAAAGUGUAACCAGCAAAUCAAACAAAGGUAAGUUACAAAUUGGGUCAUCAUUCUACUCCUCGUCUCCUAUGUCUAUUCCUUGUACGUUUUAAUUCUUUGGUGGGUGAAAUUCUGUGAUGAUUCUUAUGACUGUCCAUCAGAGCUACAGAUGCAGUGCAAAAUUCUCAGAAAUAAACUGAGUAUGGUUAGGCCUAACGUUCCAGUGGAAAAAAAAAUAUGCGAUUUUACCUCUGAAUGCCUUUUUAAUCUGGUGCCUUUUUUUUUUAAAUGUAGAUUAUUCAUUGUAUUUCUUGCAUCAAUGCACACUGUUGUUACCUCAAGAACUCUAUGAAAUUUGACAGAUAAGACUUUCGUACAUUUACCUGAAAAUUGAUUCUUGUAAUCCUUGUAAAUUGGUGCUCUGCCUGCUAGCAUGAUGUCAAUGUUGUGUGUCCUCUUUCACUUUUAGGAGUAUUAAUGGUUAUUUCUCUGCUCACCAUUGUGUAUGGAGCCUUGCGGUGCAAUAUCCUUGCUAUCAAAAUCAAGUAUGAUGAAUAUGAGGUGCAUAUGAAGCCUGCAGCCUAUGUUUGCAUAUUCUUGUGG